Molecule: messenger RNA, 2015 nt
Organism: Oncorhynchus tshawytscha (Chinook salmon)
Lineage: Eukaryota; Metazoa; Chordata; Actinopteri; Salmoniformes; Salmonidae
Gene: neu4
Product: sialidase 4
Exons: 3
Coding region: 477-2015 (512 amino acids)
Biological process (GO): oligosaccharide catabolic process; ganglioside catabolic process
Cellular component (GO): cytoplasm; membrane; lysosome
Molecular function (GO): exo-alpha-sialidase activity
Source: RefSeq, a predicted model, not a curated record
UUAUAGUAGUGGUGACAGUAGUAGUGGUAGUAGUAGUGAAGGUAGUAGAGGUUAUAGUAGCAGUAGCAGCAAUACAUUUCCAAUUCUAAAUUGGUGCAGCAUGAUGUCUUGCUUCCACAUUGGAUAAUAUCAUUUUAGAAAGGAAGAGAUCUUCUGGAUGGACUAUCAAUGGAUCGCAGGAUUUUUUCAUUCCCUGCUAAAGUGAUUACUCUGUUACACAAUCUGGGACUGGGCAGCUCUUUAUGAAUGAACCAAAAAAUACUUUCUGCUGACCGUUUGAAGGACAACUCUUUCUCUCUGCAUAUCGGAUCAAUUUCUCUAAACUCAACUGUGUCACUCUCUCUGGGGUGGACUUCUCUGGGACCACACACACGCACGCAUGCACGCACGCACGCACACACACACACACACACACACACACACACACACACACACACACACACACACACACACACACACACACACAUACACAGGACAUGAGUUCAUCGCCGUAUUUCCCAGCGCGAUCCGUGCUGUUCCGUAAGGAGGCCAAUGGAGUGACGUACCGUGUCCCUGCCCUGCUCUACCUGUCCCUGUCCAACUCCUUCCUGGCCUUUUGUGAGGAGAGACUCAGCCCCUCAGACGCCCAGGCUCACCUGCUGGUCAUGCGCAAGGGCACAUUCUACAGGAACUAUGUAGAGUGGGAGGACAUGAGUGUUCUGGGUACGGCUCAGUUGGCGGGCCACCGGUCGAUGAACCCGUGUCCUCUGUAUGACGAGUUCACAGGCACCCUCUUCCUGUUCUUCAUCGCUGUGCUGGGCCACACCUCCGAGUCCUACCAGCUGGUGACGGGUAAGAAUGUAACGCGCCUCUGCUUCAUCUCCAGUAACGACCAGGGCAACACCUGGAGCCCUGCCACUGACCUCACCAAGAGGGUCAUAGGAGACACCAUCAAAGACUGGGCAACCUUCGCCCUGGGCCCGGGACACGGCAUCCAGCUCAAGUCAGGCCGUCUGCUGGUGCCAGCGUACGCCUACCACAUCGACUGCAAGGAGUGCUUUGGCCAGAUGUGCCUGACCACACCCCACGCUUUCUGUUUCCAUAGCGACACCCACGGGCGGACGUGGCGUUUUGGGGAGGCGGUGCCAGGGCCAGAGAGCGUGGAGUGCCAGAUGGUGUCUGUGGAUCAGGAGGAUGGCACCAACGUGCUGUACUGUAACGCCCGGAGCCCUUUGGGCUGCAGGGUCCAGGCCCUCAGUCUGGAUGAUGGAGCUGUCUUCCAGGAUGGACAGCUGGUGCAGCGGCUCACAGAGCCACGUAAUGGCUGCCACGGUAGCGUAGUGGGGUUCCCUGCCCCACUACACCUCAACCUCCGCCCUCGGCCAUCCACCCACGCCAGACACUGGACAUCCUUCGAGGCUAAGACUGGUGACUCCUCCCCACCCACCGCCCCUCCCCCUCCCAGCUCCCCACAGAAUUUCCUUACACCCACCUGGGUGGUGUACUCCCACCCGACGUGGACCAACGUGAGGAAGGACCUGGGGGUGUACCUCAGCCUGUUCCCCCGUGACCCGGACAGCUGGUCUGGCCCGUGGGUGAUCUACGAGGGCCCCAGUGCCUACUCUGACCUGGCCUACCUGGAGCUGCCGUCAGCUGGGGCCCCGUCGGCCGUGGCCUUCGCCUGUCUGUUUGAGUGCGGCACCAGCACAGCUUAUGAUGAGAUCUCCUUCAGCAUCUUCACCCUCUACGAGCUCAUUGACAACCUGCCACGCAACACAAAGUCAGGCAGCGACACACAGCUCCUCAGCAACACACAGCCACCCAGCAACACACAGCCACCCAGCAACACACAGUCACCCAGCAACACACAGCCACCCAGCAACACACAGCCACCCAGCAACACACAGUCACCCAGCAACACACAGCCACCCAGCAACACACAGAGCUUCCACAACACAACACAACCCAAGGAAGAGAGACCAGAGGCGAGGAAGAGGAGGACGAGGAAUAUAUGUGGUCUUUGCAAUGUUUCCUAA